AUGCAUGGAGAAAUACUGCUGAUUCGGUUUUCAGAUCUUUGUCCGCCUCUCGAGUCGGCGCUGAUAGACGUCAUCAACAGAGGUUACAACAAGCCGCGAGACAGGUACGGAGUAAUUGACACGCCGCGGAUCAAGCACUCGCUGCUCAGGGAUCUGAAUAUCAAAGAUCCAGAGCAGUCGUAUCUUGCGCUGUUCCUGGCACCUAAAAGCGACACUUUGAUAGAGAGAGACGAUACUGCCGCCGAGGCGACCAACAAGUUCAUCAGCAAGUUCCCGGAAAUGAGUUUCCCAACACGUGUCAGCCAGCUGGACGACUACUCGGAUGUGGAGUCGCGCAUACUGGGAACAGUCGGGAUUAGGAAAAUAGAUAGGGGCCACGAGCUGACCGCAUUCACGUCGUUCUACCCGCAAUUGUCGGGCAAGAUGAUGGAUUUCAUCCACGGAGUGGGCAAAAACGUCGGCUCGAAAACAAUUGUCGCAGACGUGAUUGCAGAGCACAAUCUGGUGGAGUUUUACGAAAAACACCAGUACAGAGAAGUACGCCGCAUUCCGUGCAAGAUAGACAAGCAGACUAAUUUGGUGAUUGGAUCUGUGAUGGAGGACGGCGUCAAGGCCAAAAAGGACUUCACGAUGGUGGAGAUGGAACGGGUGUUGUAG
Messenger RNA from Ogataea haglerorum, 657 nucleotides. RefSeq lists its product as uncharacterized. The transcript has a single exon. The coding region runs from base 1 to 657 and encodes 218 amino acids. NCBI's taxonomy places the organism in Eukaryota, Fungi, Ascomycota, Pichiomycetes, Pichiales, Pichiaceae. The record is from RefSeq and is a predicted model, not a curated record.